UUCCCUGAUUAGUAUCAGUUGAAUCCGAUAUUGAAUUGACUUAAACAUUAAGUUUCUAAAACAUAAACUUAAAAUGAACAAGGUUUUGAUUUUAGUGUCAGUGAUAGGAAUGUGCAGUGCACAUUUUCUCCCAAUAAUAAGCGGUGGCUUAAGUAGUAUUAGCGGGGCUAUUGGAGGUGCUGCCGGAGGCGCACAGGGAGGUAUUGGCCAGGCUAUUGGUGGUGCCACUCAAGCUGCCAGUACUAUCGGUGCAGCGGCUGGUAAUCUAGCCAAUGAGGACAUCAAAUUCAAGACCGGAUUGGCUCAGGGUGCCCUAAAUGCGGGCUCAAACAUAUUGGCAGCAAAGAGUGCUUUUGUCGGCAAAUUAGCUAAUGCUGCUGAGGGCGCUGUUAGUGGAGGUUUGGGUGGUGUUACUAAUGCUACCGGUGCUGUCGGUGGAGCCGUUGGUGAUCUGAUUAAUGAUGAGAUCAGAAUUAAAUCCGGAUUGGCUCAGGGUGCUUUGGGAGGUGUCCAAGAUUUGCUAAAAGCAAAGGGAGAUUUUGUUGGACAGGUUGGAGGAGCUGUUGGUGAUGCCGUCAAUAAGGGAGUGUCUGGUAUUGGACAGACAGCCGGUACUAUUGGUGGAGCAGUUGGUAAUCUGAUCAAUGACGACAUCAAAGUCAAGACCGGAUUGGCUCAGGGUGCCCUAAAUGCGGGCUCAAACAUUUUGGCAGCAAAGGGUGCAUUCAUCGGAAAGUUAGCUAACUCUGCUGAGGGAGCUGUUAGUGGAGGUUUAGGUGGUCUUACUAAUGCCACCGGUGGUAUCGCUGGAGCCGUUGGUAAUCUGAUCAACGAUGACAUUAAAUUGAAGGCGGGAUUGGCUCAGGGUAUGUUUGGUUUAGGUGGUCUUACUAAUGCCACCGGUGGUAUCGCUGGAGCCGUUGGUAAUCUGAUCAACGAUGACAUUAAAUUCAAGGCGGGAUUGGCUCAGGAUGCCCUGAAUGCGGGUUCAGGCAUAUUGGCAGCAAAGGGUGCAUUGGUUGGCAAAUUAGGCGACGCAGCCCAGGGAGCCGUACAAAAGGGAACGGACGCCGCCAUCCAAGGUAUCGGUGGUGUCACUGGCGCUGUGGGCGGUCUCAUCAACAAAGAUAUCCAAUUCAAGACUAAUCUCAUCCAAGGUGGUCUGAAUGCAACGAGUGGUUUGAUUGGCAAUCUGGGAGGUGGUAUUCAAAAGAUGGGUGGCAUGUUUGGAAAGACUGUCGGAGGGUUAACUGGUGGUAUGGGUGCUGGUGGGACUGGAGGUGCAGCUGGUGGUGCUGGUGGUAUCGGUGGUGGAUUUGUCCUGCCCACUAUUGGAUUUGCUUUUAAA
Molecule: messenger RNA, 1348 nt
Organism: Oppiella nova
Lineage: Eukaryota; Metazoa; Arthropoda; Arachnida; Sarcoptiformes; Oppiidae
Source: the annotation of a GenBank genome assembly